This is a messenger RNA of Bufo gargarizans (Asiatic toad), 5847 nucleotides long. It is a transcript of the gene RALGPS2, whose product is annotated as Ral GEF with PH domain and SH3 binding motif 2. Gene Ontology annotation, molecular function: guanyl-nucleotide exchange factor activity. Gene Ontology annotation, cellular component: plasma membrane. Bases 228 to 2069 code for a protein of 613 amino acids. The transcript is spliced from 21 exons. NCBI's taxonomy places the organism in Eukaryota, Metazoa, Chordata, Amphibia, Anura, Bufonidae. The record is from RefSeq and is a predicted model, not a curated record. Gene Ontology annotation, biological process: Ras protein signal transduction; positive regulation of GTPase activity.
GGGGGCGCGCACGGCGCUCUGCCGGCGUCUGAAUGAGAGAGAGAGAAGAAGAAACGGACGGAGAACAACGGCCCGGAGCUCCGGGGAGCGGCGCUGAUACGGGGAGCGGAGCUGGCUGCAACGGUUCUGUGCAGUAUGAAAAUGAUGCCGUUACUUCCAUGGAGAUGAGAUGAUCAAAGUUCUGCGCUCACUUCGGAGAGGGAGCAAGCACUAAUGGUGCCAGAAGAAUGGACCUAAUGAACGGCCAGGCGAGCAACCCUGCUCUCACGACGAACGCUUCAGAGAAAAGCAGCAGCUCAGAAUCGCUGAGCGACAAAGACUCCGCUGCCCUGAAGAAAAGUUUUGACGCUGUUGUGUUUGACGUCCUCAUGGUCACUCCAGAGGAAUAUGCCGGUCAGAUAACACUAAUGGAUAUGCCGGUUUUUAAAGCCAUUCAGCCAGAGGAAUUAUCAAGUUGUGGGUGGAAUAAAAAGGAGAAAUACAGUUCUGCACCGAAUGCCGUGGCCUUCACAAGACGAUUUAACCAAGUGAGCUUUUGGGUGGUGAGAGAGAUUCUUCAUGCACAAACACUAAAGAUUCGUGCAGAGGUCUUGAGCCAUUAUAUAAAAACCGCCAAGAAGCUGUAUGAGCUGAACAACCUGCAUGCAUUAAUGGCUGUGGUGUCUGGGUUACAAAGUGCUCCGAUCUUCCGACUCACCAAGACAUGGGCGUUACUGAGUCGGAAAGACAAGACAACCUUUGAGAAAUUGGAGUACGUAGUCAGUAAAGAAGAUAAUUACAAGCGGCUCCGAGACUACAUCAAUAGCUUGAAGAUGACUCCUUGUAUCCCCUACCUGGGUAUUUACCUCUCAGACCUCACCUACAUAGAUUCUGCGUAUCCUUCCACUGGCAGCAUAUUGGAGAACGAACAAAGAUCCAAUCUCAUGAAUAACAUCCUGAGGAUAAUCUCCGACCUGCAGCAGUCCUGUGAAUAUGACAUCCCUUUGUUGUCGCAUGUCCAGAAAUACCUGAACUCCGUGCGGUACAUCGAGGAGCUUCAGAAAUUUGUAGAGGACGAUAAUUAUAAGUUAUCUUUGAAAAUUGAGCCUGGGACCAGCACACCCCGCACUACAGCAUCUCGGGAGGAUUUAGUAGGGUCUGAAGUUGGGGCUUCCCCACAAAGUUCUCGGAAAAGCAUUCCUGCGGAAGGAGUGCUGCUGCCCCCGACGCCACCAUCUCCUCGAAAUCUCAUCCCACAUGGUCACCGCAAAUGCCACAGUUUGGGUUACAACUUUAUCCAUAAAAUGAACACAGCCGAGUUCAAAAGUGCAACAUUCCCAAAUGCCGGGCCACGCCACCUUUUAGAUGACAGUGUAAUGGAGCCACAUACACAAUCGAGAGGGCAGGCAGAAAGCUCCACACUUUCUAGUGGGAUAUCCAUAGGUAAGUGGAGCAGUGAUGGUUCAGAGCUCAGCGAAGACAUGUCCUGGCCGGCGUUUGAAAGGAACAGGUUGUACCAUUCUCUGGGUCCAAUGACACGAGGGGCAUGGAAUGGCUACCGGGGCCCAUUGAAGGCCAGCAGGAGACCUCAUGCUCUGCUCUCUGUGCGCAAGCUCAGGAUUUCAUCCCUAACUAGGAGCUGCGUUCAGCUGCGCAGUUCCAGCUCUGCAGAAUCCGCGGAACUGGCCGUCCAUUUGUAUCCUGGAGCAGCGACCAUACAGGGGGUGUUACGGAGGAAGACAUUAUUAAAAGAAGGAAAAAAGCCAACGGUUGCGUCCUGGACCAAGUACUGGGCAGUAUUGUGCGGCGCGCAGCUCAUCUACUAUGCAGCAAAAUCCCUAAAAGCCACAGAGAGGAAACAUUUCAAGUCCACAUCCACGAAAAACGUAUCUGUAGUGGGCUGGAUGGUCAUGAUGGCGGAUGACCCCGAGCACCCAGAUAUCUUUCUACUGACGGACUCUGAGAAGGGAAACUCGUACAAAUUCCAGGCAGGAAAUCGUGUGAACGCCAUGUUGUGGUUCAAACAUCUAAGCGCAGCCUGCCAAAGUAACAGGCAACAGGUUCCCGCCAAUCUGAUGACAUUUGAGUGAUCCACCCGGUGUUUUACCAGAUGGGAGUCUCAUCUUACUGGGCAUCAGACAUCAGGGGAAGGCGAAUGGACCACAUGCGAGGCUUCCCUUGCCCGUCUGUGGGCAACAGCACCUUAAAGCAAUGAACAAACCAGAUCCAGUUUUCAGCACUGACAGCGAAGAGAGAGGAGAGCGUUACUUUUUGCACCACCGCAUCCGUUAACGCCCCACUGCGCGGGUUAAGGCGCACUCCUGCAGUUUUGGACAGGAUCAGCCAUGGACCUCAUGUUGAGAUAGCCUAUGUACAUAUAUUUAGGUUUUUUGUUUUUUCUCUUGUUCACAGAACCAAUCUGUGCAAACCUCUGCCUUAAAGACAAACUAAAAAAAAAGUGUUGAAACGGAACACCAAAUAGUGUGCGCGCGCGAGAGUCUGAGUGGAUUCACAGGAGUGUCUCACCGUAGUCCUUCGUGACUACUCUUGUUUAGAUUUUAUCUACAGUCAAACUCACUGGUUACGGGGAAGAAAGCGUUGAACCUUUUUUUGGGGGGGCGGCUUGUUUCUUUAUAUUUUAACCUGUACAUAUGAACAUGCACUGGUUUUUCUUUUGGAAAGCCCGGUUAUUAAAAGACAGUACGUAGAAAGGACAGUGUUACUGUACAGAUGGGGUAAGCGGUGUUGGUGAAGGAGUGUUGCUCAUGCAGCUUAGGUCAAUUUGGUUGGUAGAGUGUCCUUUAAGACUCGUUCUUUUGUUUUAGAGGGGUUUAACUAUUGUGCUGCACCCUUGUCAGCGAGAACUUGCUUCAUGUAGAGCGUCUGUGCGGAAGACUCGACCAAGUUCCUGAAAGCCAGCAGUAUUAUUCAUUUUUAAUUAAUUUUAUUACCUUUUUAUAAAUCUUUUUUUUUUUCUUUUUUCUUUUUUUUAUUGUUAAAAAGUAAGGUAGCCCUUAAAAGUGGUUGAUAAUUAUGAUGUGUCAUUUUGUGGGGUGCGUUUGCUUCAGUCUCUUCAUUCAACUUUGGCUUCCACACAGUCCAGUAUAUCCGCUUCUGCAAGGGCUCCACUGACCACAUUUAAUGGACCUGACAGCAGGCCUUUUAUUUAGUGCACAGAACAUAAAAAGGGUUGCCUGACCAAAGAUUUAAAUUAUCUGAGGUGGAGGUUUACAAAAAAAUAAAAAUUAGAGUCACUAACCUUAUGUUACAGCAUCGCAGCCGAAAGUGAUGAUGUGCCACUACUCUCGGCAUUCAUGUUCCUCCAGGAACGGCUCUUGACCACCGAGCCUCUGCCGUGAUUUGCCAUUCUUGUACACGUGACCGCUGAGGCCAGUAAAUGACCACUGCGGUCAAUGUGACUUAUAACGGCAUUUCAUCACUUUGUCCUUUGGAGACGGGAGCCACCGUGCUUGUAUCAAACCGGACCAUCAUGAGGCGAGUGACUAUUUUUUGCACACCCGCCUUGCUUCAUUCCAAGCAAUCUUUUUAAGGUCUCAUUCACACGACCGUAUAUAUUUGUUUCAAUGGGGCCACAAAACAUGCGGGCAGCACAGUGUGCUGUCCGCUUCCGUGGUUCUGUUCUGUGGCCCGCAAAAAAUAUAGAGCAAGUCCUAUUCUUGUUUGCAAUUGCCAAGGCCUUCUCGCAGUUUUUCCUAGCCUAUGUGAUGUCAUGUUAAUGUGUCACACGGUCUAGGCGCAGCUUAGUCACAUUGAAGUGAAUGGGGUUGAGCAGCGGUACCAAGCACAGCCCCUGUACAACGGACAGUGCUGUGCUCAGUGAGCAUAGAAAACGCUGCGGCGCUACUGCCAGCUCUGGUACCUUAUCAAACAGCUGAUCAGCGGGGGUCCUGGGUGUCAGACCUUGACUGAUCAGAUACUGGUGACCUAUCCAGAGAAUAGGUCAUCGGGGAAAAUAUAUCAGAAAACCCUUUUUAAUAUAUCCACGGAUUACAAGCACAGCGUUGGGAAUACGUUUUUCUAUAUUUAUGUUAAGACAUUUGUGUUAUAUUGUCCAAUCGGUGGGUGACUAAACAGCGAAGAUAGGAAAAUGCCACCCACAUUGUCAUGUGUGGCUCCAGCAGUCAUGUAGUUGACCAUUGACCAUAAUAAUGUCAUGAUGGUCAGGGGCCGACAAUGCGUCAACCUUGAUCUAACAUUAAGCUGAUUGGCACUGCGCUGUCCUAGCGGGUCCCGCCGAUUAGGCGUUGGUGGCAUGUCCUAGCAAUGUGCCACCUGUGUCUAUUUUGAGGCCACCCCCUAUAAAUAUUGUUUUACAGUAUUGCACUCAUUAAGUGGUUAUAUAUCACAAUUACUAGUAAUAAUUAUUCAUACACAUGUCCCUGUCCCCAGAUCCUGUCACGUGUAGUAUAAAGUAGAUUCCUUUAGUGUAGACUUCCAUAAAGCAGCUGCCUGACAUCCAUGAUAUCUUCUGCUGAAUAUUCCAUAAUGGAAGGGUUUACAAGCCGUAGAGAUAAAGAUGGCCGUCUCAUACCACCUUACUGUACGGGAUUUUUCCAAGGGAUUUAUUUCUCUAGUAAUGCAAACAUCUGAGGUCGUCGUCCCGCUCCACGCGGUCAUGUCCUUUGUAUAUUAUGUGUAUUUAAUAACCUUUGUGUAUAUUCUUUGUUUGCCAUAUUUGAAUAAGUGACUGAAGCCAACAACUGUUCUCUUCUUUUCUUUUUUCUAUACUUUUUUUUUUUUUUUUUUUUUUUCUUCCCAUUUUUAUGUUGAUUCAUCCUUUCAGUUAUUUUACCUUGUACACAGAUGACUGGUGGCAUAUAUGGGUGGCAGGUUGACUGCCCUUUGAACUUGUGGUGUUUAGUUAUUGGAAGUCCCACUUCUUUCCACGCCUAGUUGAUUUACAUACAUGUAUCAUGAAAGCACUGUAUUGCAUUAAAGGGGUUAUCCAACACGUAUAAUGCCCCCCAAAAUGCCCGGGCACCACAUACAGGUUAUACUUACCCCGCACCUUCUUCGCUCCUGGUGCCCGCACGGACGCCGCUGCAUCUCCGUCUCGCAGAUCAAAACAACCGGCGAGGGGGAGGUGGAUGCAGCCAAUAGCAGGACACGACAGGGACAAGCCUCCCUAUCAUCGCGGUGACACUAGUGAGGCUCGUCCCUGUCGUGACCUGCUAUUGGCUGCCCCUUCUCCCAUCGCCGGAUGAUCUGCGCAACGUGGGUGCCGGGGAGCGGGGUAAUUAUAACUUGUAUGUGGUGCCCUGGCAUUUUGGGGGACUUUAACCUCAACCUGUUUGUAUGACACGGAGGCAUCAGCCGCUGAAUAUUCAUAGGUUCCUACUUUAUGGUUGACACUCGGCACUUAGAAGUACAGUUCUUGACACAUCAUCCAGUCGUUUUUAUUAAAGGGAAAUUUCAUCCCAAAAAAAAAACUUGAUAAUUCCCCAACCCAUAUUUGAGUAUGAUGUUGAGAUGUAUAAUGAAGCUCCUCGGGCCCAACUUGAAAUUAUUAAUAGGGCCCCCAAAUAUCACACUUUAUUUAUAGAUGUACUGGUUUUGUUUGGCCUUCUCUGUAUUAGGAAUUCUGUUUUUUGGUUACUACAUGUGAGCAGAAACAGAAUUUCAGCUGUGAUGGAUCCCUCACUUGACACAAACUGUGCCUGGUGGACCUCGCUGACUAUAGUAGAGCCCAUUCUGUUCCAUCAUGGAUCCUGCCGUUUCCUGUGGCAAAUAUGAUGGAAUCUGAAACAGAUGCUGUAAUGCAAAUGUGGACGGAGCCUUAAAGGGAACCUGUGACCUGGAUUUUGGGUAUAGAGCUGAGGACAUGGGCUGCUAGAUGGCCGCUAGCAC